UCCCAUUUCGUUUUCACAAUUUUGUAUGUAUAUGUACUCGGAAGAAAUGAAGCGAGUAGGUCGACCCAGCAGCAGCAUGGCGCAAGAAGAACAAGAAGAAGACAGGCUGAGCUCAUUACCUGACGUCCUUUUAAUUUACAUCCUCUCAUUCAUCGACACCAAAUUAUCAAUUCAGCUCUCAAUCUUAUCCAAACGCUGGGUAAAUCUCUGGACUUUACUCCCUGUCCUUAACUUCAAUUCUUCCCUUUUUUACCACCAAACUCGUAAAUUCAGUACGAUUUUUACCUUUGAUUAUUUCAUUGAUCAAGUUUUAUCUCGCCGUAAUUCUUGUAUCAAAAUUGAUACUCUUAAUAUUCAAGUUACUGAUUACAAAACCCUUGUUAGGGUUUUUAACUUUGCUUUAUUGAAUUGUGUCCCUAAUUUAAGUAUUGAUAGUUCUGAGUAUUUAACGAAAUACCGCCCGAUUUCGUGUGAGAAUUCGAGUCAUGAUUUGACAAGUUUGAGUCUAAAAGGGAUGAUGAGUUUUGGGAGGUUUCCGCUUUUUGUGGGGCUGGUUAAGUUGAGACUCGAACGUGUUAAGAUAGUCGAGAGCGAACCUUUUUCGUAUUUUCCUAAUUUGGAAGAGCUGUUUUUAGUGAAUUGUAAGAUGGAAGGUGGGUUGAGUAAGGGGAUUGAAGUGAUUGGGUUGAAGUUGUUGAGGUUGAGUAUAUCGUCGUGUUUUUAUCAUCCGGUUCCGUAUGAGAAGAUUGUGCUUUUGACUCCAAAGUUAUUGGUAUUUGAGCUUGAUGGGCUUAUACCCAUGUCGUUUGAAGCCGAGGUUCCUGUUGUGGAAACUGUGUAUAUCGAUUGUUGUUUUUCGUUUUCAAGACUUGCUGAUAGGAAUGUGCAUCAGCCUAGUGAGUAUCAACAGAAGGAAAACUUGAUUAAUAUCUUUCGGUGCCUUAGAAAUGCUAAGUAUGUUCACCUGUCUCCAUCCACUGUUAAGCUCCUCUCCCUAUCUCAAAGCAAGCUUGUUGAAGAAGCCUCCCCAUUUGGAAAUCUUAAGGUUUUGAACCUCAUCCCACCUCCAAACAAACCCAUGGUUGAACUGCAUUCAUCGGUGGCGGCUUAUCUGCUCAAGGGUUCUCCAGCAGUCGUUGUCAAGGCGAUGCCCAGGUGAACAAUGAUGAUGAAGAACGCAAGCAUGCUAAAUUUUGAUGUGUAUGGUAUGCUGUUAGAUAUUUACAAAGUGAAUAUACAUCAGUGCCCCAGUGUUUUUUAGAGAAAUGUUUUAACAUCAGUCAGGUGUAAUGAGUUGUAGUUUACAUAUAUUUGUUCUUUAUGAUAAUGAUUUGGAUGAUAAAAUGGAUUCGAAAACACCUCUUCUAUGGUCCAAGGAGAAUCAUUUGAGGUUUUCUCUUAAUUUCAUCUUGCAAUUCUUUCUUGUUUUGAA
Molecule: messenger RNA, 1432 nt
Organism: Erigeron canadensis
Lineage: Eukaryota; Viridiplantae; Streptophyta; Magnoliopsida; Asterales; Asteraceae
Product: F-box protein At4g27050-like
Exons: 3
Coding region: 26-1159 (377 amino acids)
Molecular function (GO): protein binding
Source: RefSeq, a predicted model, not a curated record